Molecule: messenger RNA, 5097 nt
Organism: Aphis gossypii (cotton aphid)
Lineage: Eukaryota; Metazoa; Arthropoda; Insecta; Hemiptera; Aphididae
Product: cell adhesion molecule 3-like
Exons: 9
Coding region: 647-1558 (303 amino acids)
Biological process (GO): synapse organization
Cellular component (GO): neuron projection membrane
Source: RefSeq, a predicted model, not a curated record
GGCGGUACAUCAGUUUCAUCGGGACCGUACGCAGCUCGGUCGUGCCCGUCGUCGUCACGCUCCCACUCAUCCCUCUCACGCCCUCGAUCGCGAUCUCGUCUGUAUAUUUUCUCGCGAUCACAUUUUCGUCUUUGCCGAGUCCUCGGCCAGGAUCACUCCUAGGGGGGUUGUCUCUCUUGAUUUGCGUCUAACAGUGUUCGGAGUUUGUCGAAUCGUGGUGGUUCGACAAGUGAAACCGAAAAUACGUGCACUCUUGCACCCGCAAGAUCCGUAGACUAUACCGAUAAACAGUGGUCCGCGUUGAAAUCUCCACGUCGAGCCUAACCGCGAAUUCGGUUCUCUCGUCGUCGUAUGACAUAAUAAUAUUAUUAUAUUUAUCCGGCCGUCGUUUCAACACGCUACUAAUCGCAUUCACAAACCAUACUCCACUCCUGCCACCGAUCUAUAGUGUUGACACGAGUGUACGCCGUGUACCACGUAAUCUAUUUAACUGUACCAGUCAGAAAUCGGAAAUAUGGAUUCUACACUAUGAAUGUGACUUCUACCACUACAAUAAUGAAUGAUUGAGCAAAAAAACCAGUAUAAAAUCUUUUAACGGCUGAAUAAAAGAACAAUGACGGUGCCGAAACAAAACUGAAAUUGAGGGAUGGAAAGAGCGCACUGCACGGUGCACCGUCAGGCGCUAUGGAUCUUGUGUUUCCACGUCGUUUGCAGUUUGUCGUUCGUUGCAGAAAACAUUACGACAACAGAAACUACGAUAGACGUAAAUUUUAUCGAUGAAAAUCAUCAUCAACACGAAGCUGGAUCGAAAUGGUCACCGUUGUUUGAGGAUGGUCCAGGACCUAUCAACGUCACCGCUCGUAUCGGGUCUACAGUGGAAUUAAACUGUAAAAUCCAACUACUUUACGACAAAACGGUGACAUGGGUCCAUCGGAAAUCAGACGAUAUACAACUGCUCACCGUGGGCCGUCAGGUGCAUAGUUCAGACCAGAGGAUAUCGUUGAGCUUCAGAUAUCCUAAUAAUUGGAGACUUAAAAUCGUUUAUAUAACAGACAGAGACGAUGGAGUGUACGAGUGUCAAGUAUCAACACACCCGCCGACCACUAUGAAAACGUACCUUAGAGUCGAUGUGCCCACGGUACGUAUGUCUGUAACUGGUACCGGUGAUGUGACAAGAGGCGGUAUUGACGUUUUCUACAAGACCGGCAGCACUCUAGAAAUAGUGUGCAAAGUUGUUCAUGCUGGUAGCAACAACGGGUCCAAAGUGUCAUGGUACAGGGGACCUCAAACGAUUUUGACCGGUAUAACUGAAAGGACCAGCAAUGAUUCUAGUUAUACGACAAUCGUGUCCAUUCUGAAAAUCAAACAUGUACAGAAAACGCAUUCGGGAAACUACACGUGCUUGGUUGGAUCGCCGUCAGCGUCGGCGGCUGUGAAUAUUCAUAUACUUAACGGUGAACAACCGGCGGCUGUACACGACGGAAAUUCGGGUCCUCUGGUGUGCUGCGUAGCCGGCUGGUGGCUGCUGACUCUCUGCUGUCUGGUGCUGUCCAGUUGAUUCCCCGGUACCGUACAAUAGACGGGUCGUCGUCCAAGACGACUGCAAAGCGAUCAACGCCGCCUCAACAUGAUGAUAAUAUGUGUACAUAAAAAAAUGUGCUCGUCGAUCGCCGAACAACAAUCAUCAUUACCUAAUACAUAAUAAUAUAGAUGAUGACUUUUUGACGAAUCGUUCGGGAUGCUGACAACUUGCACAACUGGACCGUUUUUGCCAAUUCGCUAAAAGACGCGGAAUUUCGAAAUAUUUUAGUAUCGUUGUGUACAUAAAAAAAAUAAUAAUAUGUUAAGAAUGUCCCGCCGAUAGGUAUAUUAUAUAAGUACUGCAUAUAUAUAUAUAUAUUAUGACUGUUUGUGAGUAAUAAUGUAGCGAUCAGAUGACGACUAUAUACUUAUAGAAAUGGGGGAUUGCGGGGUAAAUUUAUUAACUUUGUUUUACGUCGUUACACGUCGGUGACUAUAAUAUUACAAUUGUUUUUACUUAUAUUUGUAUGACAUGAUAUCAACCCUGCAGUCAUUCUAUAAUCUGUAAUAUGAUUACCUACACGCCAAACGAGUGUUCGUAGGUGUUGUGUUCGAAAAAAAAAAGAUAUCAAAAUGUAAUAUCUUUGAACAACUAAAAUAUUCAAUGGCCCAAUAAAAUUAUCGAACGAUGUACGUUUCGACACCUACAAAAUGUGAAUAAUAAAUUAUUAAAGGAUAAUAUUCGUCGUAUCUAGUACUUAUCGUGUUUUAUCAAAAUAUUAAUCUCUCUCGUUACCAAAAACAUUUCACGCGUGAAAUUUCCGACGACAUUAUAAUAAAACUUACUGAUGUACUACCUACAUCUAUCUAGAUAGUACACAUUAAAAGGCGACGUUAACGAUAUAUUUUAUCUCGAUUCGUAAUAAUACGACGAUUUAUCUAAAAUUUACAACUUACAACUUACUCAUCACGUGCAGUUCACCGCAUAUGUCAAAGUUUCAGUUUUUGCGUAGCUAUAUACUAUAUACACUCGAUAUAUUAUAUAUGUAACUGAUAAUACGGUAUAUAGUCAAGGCCUAAUUUAGGGAAAAGGCGCGGCACCCCAAAAGAUUCAAUUAAUAAGAGGCCACACAAAAUACCUUUAUCAGUAACUAGUAGGUCUCGUUGUGUUUUUUUUAUUAAUUUCUCUAAUUAUUUGCCAAAAAUAUAUUUUAUUUUUUUAUAAGUUUUACAAGUGGCGUCUUAAGUGUGUGAGUAAACGAAUCAUUAGAUUGAGAACACUGUCGGGUGAUGCGUCGUAAAUCGUAAUAGUUUUUUAUUUUAAAACUAGUAGUAUUAUUCAGUGUGCGUUGUUUUAAUCAUUAGGUCACUACGUUAAAAACAUAGUUUUUAUUUACCAGUAAAAAUAUUUUCCAGUGUCUAAAAACAAUAUUUUGUUUGUUGCUAUCUAUUUUUUUUCUUCCUUUUUUGUAUCAAUGAUUUAUAUAAACCUGCAGAUAUGUUACUUCCAUCAAGCUUAUCGUUAGUACAAUAAUACAUUUUUAAAAACUUAUGUUUAAGUGUAAAACCAUAUACAUCGUAAAACAUAAUUUUAAAAUCUAAGUUUUCAAGCACAUAAUUCAACUAAAAAACUCUUAAGUUGCAAUAAAAGGCCUCUAUUUUGUAUGAAUCCUAGGGCCCCGAAGUCCUAAAUUCGGCCCUGAAUGUAGACCUCCUAGAAGAAUCUCAAGCACAUGAUGUUAAAAUUUGUUUUGCAUCUAAUGAUUAUCAUCAUGUAAGAAAUAGCAUUCUUGAGUCUUGACUAUAGAACUCGGGUGUUUCUACCAUGAAUGUUGUCAUCGAUAUUUAUUUUCAUUAAAAUAAUGCAUACUCUGCAGUUGUAUGGGUCGAAAACAAAAUUUUAAAAACUUUUUUAUAUCUCAAAAAACAAGUAGGUACUUGACAUUUUUAUUCUUUUACAACGGCUAAACUUUAAGAUUAAAUAAUAUUUGACGGUAUUUCUUACAAAAUCAUCCCGCGAAAUAAUAAUUGUCUCACGAUUUUCGUAUCAUUUUGGGCCAAAAUUGAAAAGACCAUGACACUCCUACCUCAUAUUUUUAUCAUUACAUAGACAUCAAAAAAAUAUGCAGCUAACAGUUAUCAAAAGGUAGAAAGUAUGGGCAUGAUUUUGAUAUGUUUGUUAUUGAUCUACUCCAUCGUUAUUAUAUCCUAAUGGCUAAUGGUGAAAUACUUAAGUUCGAUGUACCUAGAUACACUCAGAAUGCUCUUUUAAUAAUAUCCAUCUUAAGUAUCUAGCAUAUGUUGCAAUGUGUAACAGUAUCCUCUAUAGUUUAUACGAUUUAACAAUUUCUAACAAGGACAUCUAUACUUAUUGUCUUCAACAAAGUUUACUUAAUAAAUAUCAAAUAAAUAUCCGUCACUACCACUAUAAUAAUUCGAUGUUAAAAUAAAUAUUCUACCUGUAUUAUUGUGUCAUUAUAAUUGUAAUACAUUAAUAAUAACCAUAUUUCAUAAUAUUCAUUUAGGUAUAAUAAUAUAUUAAACGCUGAAAAAAACAAAAAAUAUUAUAAACUAUAAGAGUAUGAUACAAAUCAUAUUAACGAUUCGACAUAAUUAUUAUAUAUUAGGUAUAUACCUAUUUAACUAUAAUCGUAUUGAAAAUUUUCAUGAGGUUUUUUUUAUAAUUCUAUAAAUAUAUUGAAUAUUUUGAACACAAUUGGUUGUAAAAACAUUGUAAAUAUUAUUUACAUUCAAUUAAAUAUGUAUAAAUCUUACCCUAUGUAUUUAUGUAUAUUGCUAUUUAAUAUUCAAAAUUCGUUUUAAUUCACAAUACAUUUAAAACAUUAUUUUAUUCCAGUUGUUCUGAGAAAAUUAAUAUGUUCGAAUAAACUUAAAUUAUUAACAUCUAUACAGUUAAUUUAAUGUUAUUUAGGUAGGUAAAAAAGUUAAUACCUAUUUAUUUAUAACUGUAUGUUUUAUUUUCACAUUAGUUUUAUAAAAUUAUUCGAUAUGUAUAUAAAUACAAUUAAAAAUGCCCUUUAGGAGACAUUUUUCAUCAUUUUUUUAUUUUUUUUUCUUACAUUAAGUGCUGUCGACUUGAAUGUUAAUAAUCUUGGUUGUCUCUUUUGUGAAUAAAAAAUUAAAAUAGUUGGUUGAAACUAAAUAAAAUAACAAUUAAAUAGUACAUAUACAAUAGAAAGAACAUGAACGGACAGACAUGCUUGUCAGUAAAUUCAAGGAAACUAUUCAUUUAUAAUAAUAAUUUAUUUAUUCAAGGUGUAUACAGUUCACACAAAAAUAUUAUAAAUAAAUAUGUACCUAUGUAAUAUUGAUUUAAUACCUAUACUUCAUUUCUAAAUAUUAUUUGUGUAAAUAAACUUAUAACUAUAUUUGGUUAUAAAAUUGUUAUCAUCCUAUAUAUUUUUUUUUUUUUUUUACCUAAAAUUUAAUUAUACCUACUAAAAUGGUAAAAAAGUGGAAAGUUGUUAUAAAUAUUAUUAAUUUGAAAAAAAAAGAGUUGAUUAAAAUUUUAUUGUUAUUUAAGUUAAAAAAAAUAUAUAUGUAUGAUUAUGAUAA